Bursaphelenchus okinawaensis is the source of this 1277-nucleotide messenger RNA. Lineage: Eukaryota; Metazoa; Nematoda; Chromadorea; Rhabditida; Aphelenchoididae. The record is from the annotation of a GenBank genome assembly.
AUGAAACGUCUUGUAGUAGCACUUCUAGCUACAGCGGUCGCGGCCCAAAGUCGCGACGCUCAAUGUUUGGGCCGUUGUAUGAAUACGGCCGUCAGCAAUUCUCAACGAAUUGAGGCUAAUCAGUUCACUAGUAUUUGCAAGUAAGUACUUUAAACUUGGUUUUGGUAUAGUAUUUAUUGUAUUAGGACUGGUUACGGUAGAGAAACAGUAAAGGUAGGAGUAGAGGUAAAAGUAGUGGUGGAAGUAAAGGUAGGGGAAAAAGUAGAGGUAAGGGUAAAGUAAGGGUAAAAGUAGGAGUGGAGGUAAGGGUUAGUGUAAAAGUAAGGGGUAGGGGUAGGGAUAUUUUCCUGUUUCCUAAAUUAUGUUCCACCUUCCAGAACAUAUGAACAAACAGCCAAUUGUAUAUUCAACUGCAACCAGAACAGCCGCAGCUGGUGGAGCGUGGGAAACAAUUUGAUUAACCAAUGUAAUCAACGUUUGGACACCGCUAUCAAUCGGAACCAGCAGUGUUACGUUAAAAACUUGGAUUCGGCCCAAAGCUCUUGUAACCGACAAUGUAGGGGUAGCAAUGGUGGAAAUUUGUGGAACGAUCAGAAUCAAGAUCGGUUCUGUUUGUAAGUGGUCUUGGUGUAUUCUAUAUUUUUUUCCGCCUUGGCUUAUUUUCUGCAUUUUUAAUCAUUUUUAAUGCUUUUUUCCAAUUUAAAAAAAAAUUUUGGUCGAAAAUUAUCGACCGGUCGAUUUUUUUAAAAUUUAAAAUCGCAAUAUUUUUACAUUUUUGUCAUGAUUUUCUAAUAAUCUUUCUAUUUGCGUCAAAAAUUUUUUCGACCAAAAUUUAUCGACCGGUCGAUUUUUCAAAAAUUUUAAAGCUCAAUAUUUUUCAAUUAAAAUAAACGCAACCCCUCAUUUUCAGCAACAACAACUGCUUCCUAGGCUGCCUGGCCGACAACCUAAACCGCCGUUGCUCAGGCGCAGGCCGUGAUCUAGCCAAUGUUUUCUGGUCCCCUUAUGACACAAUUUACAAUUCCCCAGCCCUGUGGAACAUCUAUACUCAAACCACUGCCCAAGUUCAACCAUGGUGUCGUCCCUAUUUUUAUGGCCAACACCCAGGUCAAUCUUCAUCAAGUGGCGGUGGUGGGGGUGGAGUUGGUAUCUCUUCAGUUAAUCAACAAGUCGCUGUAGCUCAAACUAAUGUGUCUUCCGGAGGUCAAACUAGUGGAAAUUCUGGAGCUCAAGCUAGUCAGCCUACUUUGCCUGCUAAUCAGGCUCCUAAUAAUUGA